Molecule: messenger RNA, 526 nt
Organism: Corylus avellana
Lineage: Eukaryota; Viridiplantae; Streptophyta; Magnoliopsida; Fagales; Betulaceae
Source: RefSeq, a predicted model, not a curated record
UUAAGGUUUUUCAGACAGGAUCACUCGGUGCAUCACCAAAAUUGACUCCAAUGGAUGGAAGGUUUCCUUUAGAAGAACUUCACAAAAGGCAACGUCCUGAUCCGGAGAACAAAGAUGCCAGUGAUACAGAGGAUGACGAAGAUGAUGAUGAUGCUAAUGAUCCGAAGGAUGGUGCCGGUGAUGAGGACUUCUCAGGUGAAGAAGGAGAGGAAGAAGGAGAUCCUGAGGAUGAUCCUGUGGCAAAUGGUGCUGGAGGUAGUGAUGAUGAGGAUGAGGAUGAUGAUGGUGAUGAUGAAGACGACAAUGAGGAUGGGGAGGAAGAGGAAGAAGAAGAGGAGGAAGAAGAGGUUCCCCAGCCACCUACAAAGAAGAGGAAGUGAGAUAUUUUUGCUUUCUCAUUCUAAUGAGAAGUUUGGGGUAUGGAGGGAAAAAUUCAGCUAGUCAGUCUGCCUAGUGCGUAGGGUAGGAUUUACCAAGUCUAGAUUCUUAGUGGACAUCUGUUGUGGUCUUGAUCAUGUUGUUGAUU